UAUUUCAGCCGCCGAUUUAGCGCGCCCGCUCUUCAACUUGUGAUGCUUAGUGCAAACCUUUGGCACCUGCUAACUCCCUGCUAACGAGGUAAGUCUGUUUGACAACACGGUUCUACACUAAAAGUACAUUUUUACAGAAUCAGUAUUAGCGAUGUUGAGUUGCAAUUUCUGUGGCAAGUCAGUCAAAUCAUUGAGGGCUUAUGUAAUACAUUGCAAACUUCACCGAAAUGAACCGCGUUUAUUUAAGUGCUUUGCAGCCGAAUGCAAACAGACUUUCUGUACAUAUGCAUCGCUUAAGGCUCAUUUUUACAGAAAACAUAACGUAAAUGCGCCUGUUAACGUUGCUGUCGGGACAGAUGUUAUGCCUAUUAAAUGUGCAAUGGCGUUAUGUGAUCGACAGUGUGAAGAUGCUAAAUCUCUAAUAGCACACUUGAAAGACCACAUUGUAGAAGGACGUGUUGUGAGUUGUCCAGUAAGAGGAUGCACAGAUGCUUUUAAAGUUAAAUCUUCCUUUACCUCCCACAUGUCACGGAAACACAAACAUUUCACAGAAAGCACAAUUAGUGACUUGUACAGAGACUCGUCGGCUUAUCAGUCAUCUUCACAAUCUGUAACAACCGAAUUAACGUCACAUGACUGUGGCCAUGAAUUUGAAUGUGAUGUAGAUACAUCCGACGAUUUCAACGAUCUUUUUCUUAAAAAUAUUUGUUUAUUUUACUUAAAACUGCAAGGGCAGCUCUUAGUGCCUGAUUCAACCACACAGAACAUUGUUGAGGAGAUUCAAAAUAUACACGAGUUGGGUCAGACAUAUACUUUAAGUAAACUUGCUUCACAGCUAAAGAAUGAAACAUCCUUAACAGAAGAUGAGAUCACCAAAAUUUGUCAGUCUGUCAAGGAAUCUGAUCUGUUUUCUGCAUGUCAUACAGGGCCAAUGAGGACUGCACACACAAGAGCUCAGUGUUUCAAAAAAAAUUUCAAUUAUGUGGAGCCUAAGACUGUUUUGUUAGGAAGGGAUGAGAACAGAAAAGAUAGGUUUGCCUAUUAUGUGCCAGUCAAAGAGACUUUAAAAUGCUUAUUGCAGUCUGAUAUGUGGCAGGAUUGUAUGUCUGAGGAGCACCCCACUGACACACCCACAGAUGUUUUAACUGAUGUUACUGAUGGCCAGAUGUUCAAAUCAAAUGAAUUUUUUGUUCAGAAUCCAUCAGGCCUAAAACUAGUACUGUAUCAGGAUGCAUUUGAAGUUGUUAAUCCUUUAGGCUCUGCAAAGACAAGACAUAAAAUAUUAGCUGUUUAUUUAUCUGUAGCUAAUUUGCCACUUCAUGUAAGGUCAGACACAAACCACAUGUCACUUGUUUUAUUGUGCAGAGAAAAAGAUUUUAAAGAAUUUGGGCAUGCUAAGGUGUUCUCUAAUUUACUAGCAGACUUAAAGUAUUUGGAGGAGAAUGGAAUUCCUGUUUCAGAUGAAACCGUAGUAAAAGGAACGGUCUAUUGCAUUGCCGGCGAUAAUUUAGGAUCCCACUGCAUUGGUGGGUUCUCUGAAAAUUUCAGCCGUGCAGAACAUUUCUGUAGAUAUUGUCUAAUUACUCGAUCUGAAUUUCAGGGUGAUCCAAAUCUGUGUGGACCAGCCCGGACAAUUCAAAACUAUAACUCAGCAAUUGACCGCAUCCAAGCAGAAGGAGCACAAGACGUGGAAGGAGUAAAAUUCAGAAUGGAUGACGUAGAGCCAAGCAACAUAAGCAGUGCCAUUACUAAUGUGUUACCAGACCUACCAACCUCAAAUCUAAAUAUUGUAUUGGAGACAUUACAAUCUUUAGGUGUGGGAGCCACUGAAGAUUUACAGUAUAUUAAGGAAGCUGAUCUGCUCACAGUACUGAGACCAGUUCAAGCUAGAAAACUGUUGGCUGCAUGGAAACAAUCCACAGAGACAACUGAAUUCCAUAGUCAGUCAACAUUGACCUCUCAAGUGUCCUCAGCGUGCUCCUCAGUCUCACUGUCUUCCUCACCCUCACCCUCACCAUCACCCAGACACAUGAUUGCUACUGCAGAUUGGGUCGACAGCUUCCAGAUUCCAUGGGAGAAGCUCCCAGAAGCCUUAAUGCAGAGUUUGGAGAGAGGGAAAAGGCCAAGCUCAAAGUUACGCAGAGAAAUGAUCCGAAUUGUAGUUGCUGAAAUGAUGCAUGCCUCUUCUUCUCCUGGUAAACAAUCCUCCACAGAGGUUGCGAAGAAAAUGGUAGCAAAGUAUCCACUGUCACUGCAAGAUGUUAUAGAAGGUGAUGUGGUAGGAACAGGAUAUCACUCACUCGUCAAGCAGCUGCAAGCACGAAUUGAAAAUGUAAAGCGGUCUUCAGUACCAAGAAUAUUAAAGCGCAGACGGGGGUCAGAUGAAUUUGACCCAGAUGAAAUCACAGCUGAACAGAGGGCAGCUGUUCAGGACACAUAUGGCUGCAUAAAGUGGGAAAUGAAGUUUAUGCCAGUGAGUGAGACACUGGAAAGCCAAGAAGAGAAAAAAGAGAAAAUGAAAGUGAUAUUUGAACAGGCAACCUUCAACACAGAGGAGGUAAAACAUCUCAUGAAGUGCACAUACUUCUCCCAGCGUAAAUCAGUGAACAGUGGAACCGAUCUGCAAUUCCUCAUGCAAGAGUGGCCUUUCUUAUUCAAGGAAGUUGGCAUGGCAGUUCACUUUCAUGAAUUAACUGGUGUUUCCCUGAAAGAGACUUUCCUCAGUAAUGUUGAAAAAAAAGGAAAACGUGUUUUAGAUUUCAUGAGAAGUGUUUGUGCAGAAAAAAGCAAACAUGUUUUGCAAGCGGCCACAAAGCUGAAAAUUCUGAGAGGACAGCUGGAGGGCUGCUCAGAAGAUGUAAAAGAUCUGGUGCUCCUCAUCCUCUCCUACUUUAAUGAAAAAGAGGAGGACUUGUUCUUCUAUGUGGAAGAAACUUGUAUGGCAAAAGAAGUACAAGUGGAAGGCUUACCUGUGACUCCAUGCAUCAUUGUAUGCGGAACAUCAUGUUAUGCUGCAAAGCAUUUCAUGCUGAGUGUUGACCAGAAAAUUGUCAACGAAUACAUCUCCACCUUCAUCUCGGCUGUUUGCAUGAUGUUUGCAACCUACUACUGCCUCAACAUUCACUAUCCUGUGGGUCUGGGCUCCACACUUGAGUUUAUUCAGAGGUGUUUCUUCAACAUCAAUCCUGAGAAGGGCACAAAAGUGGAAACUAAGAAAAACAAGAAACAGCUAACAGUGAAUCCAAGAGUCCUCACACUCAUUGCAGAUCUCUCAGAUCAUGAGUGGAGAGAGGCAUGUUAAAUAUGGACUUUCAGUUCACAUCAUUUGAAGUGUUAACACAACACGUAUACACCACUAAUUGAGUUUUCAGUUUACCUUAUCUGUUAACCACCAACAAAGAAAGUACGCUUUUAGUAUUUGGGUUAAUGAUAAUGUUUUAUUGAGCAUUGUUUUUGUUUAAUUGGUAAACUGGCUUAUUCCAGAUUUUGUUAAAAGUACAAUGUAACAGACAUUUUUGUUAAAGGCUGCAUUUGUUCCAUUUUUUUUCUAGUUUUCAUUGAGGGAAAGAGCAAAUUUAUAUACUAAAUUUAUUUUUCUAAAGAUGUUACAAAACAAAUUCAUUAUACUCCCUGCACAUAGUGUUAUAUGCUUAUGAUUUUGGCAUUUAUAAUUAUUAUUAAUUUAUUUUUUUUGUUUCAAAAUAUUCUGGUACUAGCAAGGAGUUCAGAGUGUUUGGCUGAUUACAUGCGGAGUUUAAUAAACCUUUUGGAAAAUGCUUUCCAGACACCUUUUUUUCAGUGAUUAUUGUGACACUUCAGAUUAAGUUAAUGACUGGUGGGAUUGCUAAAAUCUAAGAAUCUACGUAAAAGUAAGUAAACUAAACACUUGAGAAUAUUUAUGUAAUUAUUUUUACACAAAACAGCAUGUGUAAACACAUUCUAUAAGCUAAAUAUUGCAUAUUGUGUAAAAUUAAAGCUUUUAUCUUCUAACACAUUUCAGGCACUGCAUUCAACCUUCACUAGAUGAUGACUUCAAGGAAACACAUUUCUGGACAAAAAGUGUUAAUUAAUACUUUUUUUUUAAUAAUGUUUAUUUUUUUAAAAAUUUCACUUUUAAUGAGACAUUUUUGUUGUAUCCACUUUAUUGAACAGCAACACUAAAGUUCAUCAGGAAACAAUGGAAAGAGAUCAGGAUUGCAACUUUGGUUGCUGCAAUAACGGUAUGUGUUGUGUUGAACUUGUUGAGCGGCUUGUGAAGCACAGCUGUUGUUUUUCCCUAAAUGUAGCCAUUUAUUUAGUACAUGUAGUGUGCAUACUGCUUUUAAAAGAGUGAAAGAUAUGCUUGAAACAUUUUUGUCUUAUUUAGGACAAUAUAUUUUCUUAUGUCUGCCAGAGUUUGAACACAAGGACUCUCUUUUCCUGACAAGUCUCUAUUUGGAUAAGAGUCCUUUCAAGUAUA
Messenger RNA from Danio rerio (zebrafish), 4459 nucleotides. The record is from RefSeq and is a predicted model, not a curated record. NCBI's taxonomy places the organism in Eukaryota, Metazoa, Chordata, Actinopteri, Cypriniformes, Danionidae.